AGUAAUCAUAAAAUAAAAUCUGUUUUUUUUCUAUUUUUUUCGUUAUUCGUCAGCCUUGACGUAACACUCCCUGAAAACUCGAUGAUUAUAUCUAUAAAAUGAUAAAUUAUCCUUAACAAAGACAAAGAAAUAGAUCACGGUUCCUUGUCAAAGCCGCCUCCUCUUGCUGCUCAAGUAAAGCCAACACAUCCACAUCUAUACACACACACACAUACGCAGGCACCUUCCACCUUCUUCCUUCUUCACACAUAUAUAUAUAUAUAUAUAUGCACACACAGAGCAGAGCAAGUCCAAGUGUAUGAACAGAGUCAAGAAGACAGAAGACAUUACAGAUAGCGAAGAACACAGAACAAUGCAAGAUUUUUCAUAUUCUACGGAGUCCUUUAGCCCCAGCUUCAGUUUUUACGUCUCCGGUGACGGUGAGAUCGUCGAAACCGCCGUUAGAGUUGUCCGUGAGUCCCAAAGCUACGGCGACGACACAGCUGAGUUCGAGUUCGAAACGUUGCCGUUACGCGAAGAAAACUUCUUCCAUUUCCCAACGACGACGAAAUCGUUAGCAGCCGUUGCUGAUCGAGAUAGCUCGAAGAAUAUUUUAUACAGUGGUGGAUGGAUGCUUGAUCAGUCUCUAUCGUCUCAGUCUCAGUCGCAUUCAUCCUCUGAGUCUUCAGACUCGGAGGAUCUUCCCCCGAGAAGAUACAACUGUUUCUGGAGCCCGACCCGAUCACCGGCGAGAGUUGAUAGCUCAAAGAGUAAAACUUCGAACGUACCGAUACGAUGUCGUAUUAAGGAACUUUUAAGGAGAAGCCACAGCGACGGAGCUGUUUCGACCACGAGCGAGCCUAAACGAUGUCGUUUUAAGAAUUUCUUGAGAAGAAGUCACAGCGACGGUGGAGGAAGUGGGUCCUCGGUUUCGCCUAGCGGCAACAGCUCGCCAGCAGUAAGAGGGAGAAAUAAAACGACGUCGAAUAAGUAUACUAGUAACACUGGGGAAGUGAAUAUGAGAAGAAAGACUUAUUUACCUUACAGGCAAGAUUUGAUCGGCGUUUUCGCCGGAAUGAGCAGACUCGGUCGAUAAAAUAAUUGUAGCUGCUUGUAAUUAGUAAAUUUACAAAUAGCUCCUUGCUUCAAUAUUUGUUUUCGUUAUGUGGCCAUGUAAAAAAAAUUUUGUGCUAUUAACUUCUAAAUGUUAUAAAUCAU
This is a messenger RNA of Brassica napus (rape), 1197 nucleotides long. RefSeq lists its product as uncharacterized. Lineage: Eukaryota; Viridiplantae; Streptophyta; Magnoliopsida; Brassicales; Brassicaceae. Bases 299 to 1075 code for a protein of 258 amino acids. The record is from RefSeq and is a predicted model, not a curated record. The transcript has a single exon.